Molecule: messenger RNA, 3606 nt
Organism: Laccaria bicolor S238N-H82
Lineage: Eukaryota; Fungi; Basidiomycota; Agaricomycetes; Agaricales; Hydnangiaceae
Exons: 11
Coding region: 1-3606 (1201 amino acids)
Biological process (GO): siRNA processing
Cellular component (GO): nuclear RNA-directed RNA polymerase complex
Molecular function (GO): RNA-directed RNA polymerase activity
Source: RefSeq, a predicted model, not a curated record
AUGUCCUUCUAUCAAGCUGCAUCUCAGGAAUCUGAAUCUGGGCUUCAGCCUACUGUCGAUGGUGACCGGCAGCGGAAAGUCGACGUCCAUCAUGAUGACGAGGAAAACGGCGAGGUCCGCACUGGCGCUGGUUGCCCGUUCUCAGAUCUUUCCAGCAUACUCAUUCCCAAACAGACAGACUAUGGGGAGGAUAUCUCCGAACUGAUUCUUCAACUUAGAGAUGAUGACCCACAACCGCUCUCUGAGGCAGAAACAGAUUAUGGGGACGAUCUAUCAGCUAUUCAAAAUUACGAAGACCUUCGCGAGUGUCAUCCAACAUCAGCGGCCCCCGUAACCCAAUUACCACUGGUCCCAGCUAAUUCCACUCAGUCGGACGCGAACGAGAGUUCUCAGAGCUCGAUUCGCUUAGGGAAGAGAAAGGCCAGCGACAUCUCGGACGCUGGCUCCACCCAAUCUACCAAACCCACGAAAAGCUAUCGCUCGGAUCCGGAUAUAUUUGAUCCCGAAAAACCAUACAUAAUCGCUCACGACCCGGCUGUCGAAGAGAUGAUGAACCAAAAAGGGAUCAAAUUGGGGGUUGCAUAUGAAAUCGCCAGGCUGAUUUCAAGGGAUUACAUCACAAACGACAAUAUUACUUCGGCUGAACUUGACGUCCUUCAAGGAAAAAAUAGUGAGGCUGCGCCUAAAGUCUUGAAUGCUCUGAAAGGUCCCAGCUCGGCCGAAGCGAAGACCUUGGAAUCACACCCUGCCUUUUUACGAGAAAAGGCUGCCAAGGUGCCGUGGAGUGAGUUGGACGUCGAAGAAGAAGUACUGGCCAAGGACCAAUUUGGUGGUCUCGGCAAUAACCCUGAAUAUCCCGGCUGGUACGGGGGAAAGAUAGAAUUCCGAGCUAAGCUGGAGAAACUCGGCACAAAGCAAUACAAGAUUGUUCUAGAGGACUGCAUCCUCGGCGCGUCGUGCCGGUUCACUCGACGUUUCGGCUCCUGGUCUUUUCUUCGCAUCAAAGUUCCAUUGGAUAUCUUCCAUGAGAGCGACAACGGCCUUGGUCUAUUCUUCAAGAGACCUUUUGUGCUUUGGGGUCGCGUUUUCAAAACUUUCUAUGCAAAGGAUCAAACGGUCUUCUUGUUUAAGACGAACGAAGCUUGUCCGGGCCUAGACUCAAGAGGGUCGAACCUUCCGGGGCUGUCACUGCAAGAAUUUCUCAUGUGGCAUAACCCGCUCCAAGAAAACAGCCAACAGUCAAUGACAAAAUGGGCAGCACGCACUGUGCUUGGACUUUCAAAUUCCGUGCCGGGUCCGCGAAUUCCUCAAGAGAACAUCGGAUUUGAGGAUGAUGUUGUCUCGCUGAAAGGUUCCGAUAUGACCGACGGCUGUGGUUACAGCAACAAGCCCGUUCACUUGUUUUUACUUCAUCAACUCAACUUGGACCUGCUCCCAAGCGCUUUUCAAUUUCGCUUUGCAGGUUGCAAGGGGAUGUCGCUCAUACGAGAAGACGAGCAGCCGAUGGACAACGAGCGCCGGAUAUGGUUUCGGCCUUCGCAGACCAAAAUCAAGUACCCAGCGGGCCAGCCUCUCGACCCCGCAAUGUUGACCAUUGACCUCCUUCGAACGUCUCGUUUGAGAACGCCAGCUCGACUAUCGCCCGAAACGAUUAUCAAUCUCCAUGAAAACGGAGUUCCCGAGGACGUCUUUUUUGAUCUGAUGAAGGAAAGCAUUCAGGAAAUGGUAACAAGUCUUACGACAUGGGAGGGACCGAACGCAAUGUUUCACCUGUGGGCCAAUGUCGAACGUGCAGGAGGCGUCUUUGCUGGGCGUCGGGCGCGGGAAGCAGUUGGAGAGGCGCGUGCGCGCGGAUAUAGCAACCGAUCCCCCGAUGAAGAAGAGGAUGAGCAGGCGGACGAGGACGAGCUUGAUAGCGGAAAAAACUAUCGCUCUACUCCUUGGUGGGGUGAUCAGAUAUCGGGAUGCCCAUCAACUCUUGAAGAAACCAUAAUGGUUCUACUGGACUCUGGAUUCACACCUCAAACCAGCCCCAUCCUCCGAGAGAAGUUGAAGCAAUGUAUCACGAAGAAAGUUGAAAACCGGUCUUCAAACAUACGUUUCGAAGUCAAACAAAGUGCAAGUGCUUUCGUCGUCCCAGAUCCGUAUGGGGUGCUUGGUCCUGAUGAAAUACAGAUCAAGAGUUCCCAUAGAAAUCUCAUAGGAAUUGAUGGCCUGGAGACUGACAUAAUUCUUGGUGAUGUUUUGGUGAUCUCCAUUGUUUCCCACUAUAGUCCCGAUGUGUUGCUCAUCGUGAUGCUCUUAUCAGAUUACGAGGAACCCUUGCAAGGUCAAGGCGGUCGAACACCCCCUUCUGCGGAACUUUCUGGACGUCAUUGUUUGCUCAAUACAAGGUCUCCGGCGAUUGCUGGAUUUUCUCGCGGGAGGUGCGGUAUUUGUUGCUUAGUUGCGACUCCAGCUAAUGUGUUUCAAGGUGACUAUGAUGGUGAUAAAGCUCUGGUCAUUUGGUUCGUACUUAUCGUCUCCAGCUUCGAGAUCCCAGACGAGAAGCAUUCCUACGAGCCAAAAAAUAUUCACCAGGCUUUCACCCAAGAGAAAGAAACAGGAUCUGAGUUUCUUCAACGAACGAGGUCAAUGACACCUUCUUCAGUGAUGCUGGAGAUGCAAAAUUACUUGCUUGGUGCCCUCCGCGACACAUCUCUUGUCGGCCAAUACUCAACGAUGCACGACAAUGCCAUAUACCAAUUAGGAUACGCUCACCCACGUACCGUUAAACUAGCCUACAAAUUUUGCAAGGUUCUUGAUAGCCCCAAAACUGGCUGGAAAAUCAAGCCAGAGACGAUCAAAGGAGACAAGAGGGAGUAUUAUCAUCCUCGAGGCCCCCAGUGGAAAGCAGCCGACAAAAAAAAGAAAAAGAGAGGCUCAAAAAUUGAUACUACCAAUUUACCUUAUCUUCAACGCCGGCAAGAUUCACCAUACGUCCACGGAGAGUUCAUCAUGGACAUUCUUCGCAUCAUGGCGAAGAAGGAAACUGACGGUUUGCUGGCGGAUGUCGAAGCGUUAUUCUCGAAGUUCAAGGUUGAAGAUGACGACAAUAUUGCUGCGCCUUGGAACAAUGCGGUCGCGUGGGCGGAACGGGGAGAUGAUCUGAGGAUAAUCAGAAGCAAGCGCAAGGAUUUGGCCAUCAUUUCGCAACAUGUUCAGCAUAUGUUCAAGACCCAUGGUAGAAUGCUCAGGGGUAUUGGGAAACAUAGCUCGUUCACUGAGAGAACUAUCAGUGAUCGCCAAGAUGUUCUGCGAGCGCUAUCGCUAGAAUUUUCCUCGUCGCCAAAACUCGAGGACGUUCCGACUAUCAUUGACGAAGAUACCCUUUCCCGCUUGCGAGCGUCGUAUGCCUAUAUCUACGAUCGAGAACAAUGCUCAGGGAAAGAGGGAUGGAGCCGCUUUCCGUGGAAUAUGGCGACGCGAGAACUCUGCACGAUUAAGGCCAAAGCACUUGGCCCCUACAAGACGGUUACUGAUGACUUUUACCAGCAGCUACGACUCAAAACUGGUUGGUCACAUCGCCCGCUCUUACUCUCGAUUACAGACCCCAAGGACAGCUAG